GCAUCGCCGGGCACACAGACGCGGGGCUUAUAGCGUAUCUCCAUGAAAGUGUACGGGCGCGACUGCCGCUACCCACCGCCGUCGACCUCAACGCCACGAACGAUAGAGCAUCGGCACUUCAGUUCUCGCCGGCAGCCGCCACCGUUCAGACAUGACCCGCAACGCAGCGACAACGACUUUAUACGCGCUCGCGACGUGCCUCGUAAUCGCGACUCUUGCGAGUCUCGACGUUCGGGCCGAGCCCGAUGAGCUGAAGGUCGAGAAUGUCUACGUGCCCGAAGUUUGUGACGUCAAGUCGAAAAAGGGUGAUCAGCUGACUAUGCAUUACACCGGGACCUUGAAGGACGGUACCAAGUUCGAUUCAAGCCUUGACAGGGAUCAACCCUUUACUUUCCAGCUGGGUGUGGGACAGGUGAUCCAAGGAUGGGACCAAGGACUCCUGGACAUGUGCGUUGGUGAAAAACGGAAGUUGAUAAUUCCGCCGAAGCUUGGAUACGGCGACAACGGUGCCGGAAACGUGAUACCCGGAGGUGCUACCCUUCUGUUUGACGUCGAACUGAUCAAUAUCAGCGACUCGCCGCCGACGACUAACGUCUUCAAAGAAAUCGAUGGCGACAAGGACAAUCAAUUGUCUCGCGAGGAGGUGAGAACAAUGGUCAGCGAAUAUCUGAGGAAACAGAUGGUGGAGGCUGAGAGCACUGGAGCUGGCGACAAUGAGGAGGUCAAGAAAAUGCUCGCCGAUCAUGACAAACUGGUAGAGGAAAUCUUCCAGCACGAGGAUAAAGAUAAGAACGGAUUUAUCUCUUACGAGGAAUUCAGCGGUCCUAAGCACGAUGAACUUUGAACAUAAUGCCCUUAAACAAAUUCUCCAUUUAUUCGCUAACCGAGCUAAACUGCAAUCAAGUCACACUCGAAUAUCUCAUUCAUCUCAACAUUAAGAUGAUACACAGCAUCCACAGCUCGGUGCUUCGAAUUUUCUUAACUCUGUGUCAAUUCAAAGACCUUCCUAAGAAGAAAGAAAGAGAGAGAGAGAGAGAGAGAGAGAGAGAGAGAGAGAGAGAGAGAGAGAGAGAGAGAGAUAUAGAGAGACCGACAAACAGACUUAUAAAAAAAUGGAGAGCGAUUCAAAUUCACAUUUCUCAAAAAAAUUAUAUGGCGCAUCCACUCGCUCGCAGAUACGAAGUGGACGUUUUACGAAGGGGCGGGAAAUUCAAAAAUUCGGAAUUCUCGCUUCUCGUGUCCCCUUCGUAUUUUUCAACGAUGACAAUUAAAUAGAUCUUUAUCAUGGAUCACCAUCUUCUCCCUUAUCACUGUUACAUUCCGUGAAAACUACUACGUCACUUGCACACAAUGUGAUGAUCAUUCAUUAAGUUAGUAAAAUCUGUAUAUGGAAUGAUUGUAAGGAUUUUUGGAAAAGAGAAGGAGAGAGUACGUGCAUGUGUUUCUGUGUGUGUGUGUGUAUUCAAGAGAACUCUAUUUGCGCGUGAGGGUACUAUAAGGAAAGAAAAAAUAAAAGAAAAAAAAUUUUUUAAAACUAGUAAAUCGGUAACGAAGUGAAAAUCAUGAAUAUAUAAAAUAGCCAUGUAUAACGACAGUCUGAUUUUUAUUAUGAUUUCCAUUUCGUACCGCCAGAUGGUAUCGUUGUCUUUGUCGCAAGUGAAUCUUACGAGAGCAAAGAAAAAAGAGAAUGAAUGGUGCAUAAUAUAGAGAUGAAGUUAAAAAGAAAGAUAUUUAUAUCAAUUAGGGGAUGCGUGACUGUAAGCGAGAUCGAAAUUUACGAUUUCUCAUAAUCCAUUUCGAAGGAUGAUUUUUUUUACGUAAAUAAUAACAAAAAGAAAGAUUAAAUUUCAAAAAAGUUCAGUGUUUCCUCACUGCGAUUCAGAAAUGUUCUCCAGAUGUUUUGUCUCUCUCCUAUCGUUUUUCGAGAAAAAAAUUUUUUAAAAGAGAAGAACAAGAAUCGGUAUCGGCUUACGAAGCGAAAAAAAAAAAACAAAGAAACGGAGGAUAAGAGAAAAUAAAUAAUUUUUAUUAGGGAGGAAUGAUUUAUAAAUAAAUUAAUUAA
Messenger RNA from Cephus cinctus (wheat stem sawfly), 2062 nucleotides. It is a transcript of the gene Fkbp14, whose product is annotated as FK506-binding protein 2. Gene Ontology annotation, molecular function: calcium ion binding; peptidyl-prolyl cis-trans isomerase activity. The transcript is spliced from 4 exons. The record is from RefSeq and is a predicted model, not a curated record. Bases 152 to 844 code for a protein of 230 amino acids. NCBI's taxonomy places the organism in Eukaryota, Metazoa, Arthropoda, Insecta, Hymenoptera, Cephidae.